AUAUCUUUGUAACAUAUCUUUUUGGGAGAAAACAAUAAACGUUUGUAUUUAUGAGUUAAUAUAUGUAAAGUAUUUAAAAUAGUGCUUAGCACAUGGUAAGCUCUAUACUAGUGUUUGCUGUUUGCUUUGGGAAGCUAAGGCCAUGCCCAGUGGACCUGACCUGCCCCCACAACCCACCCCCACCUACCUUCUUGUUGGGGGCCUCAUCUUCACACCCAGGCAUGUUGAGGCAUGUGUUUCUCGUGCCCACCAGAAGAGGGAGCCCUUGGGAAGCUUGUAUAAUUGGGGAGGUGGUGGAGGCAGUACGUAUUUGUUCUGCCUUGGGCUUGACUUUCCCAGGAUCUGAAGAUUUUGAACUUACGAUUGAACCCUUUCUCUAUUAACAUCUGGUCCUUGGAUACUGAGCCUUGGGCCAUCUGAGGUCGUUUAACAUUGGUCAUCUAACCAUCUGACCUGUGAGGUCAACUACCUACCUCUUCCCUCACUGUCCAAAUGACAAACCUGAGGCCCAGAGAGGAGAGAUUUGCUCAGAGAACUGCUGUGGAUCCAUGGCAUCCCCCAGCAAUCAUGUGACAUUCAGCAGAGUCUGUGGUAGAGGUGACAAAUGUGGAUGACGAGGGGGUGGAGCUGGGCUCUGGGGUGAUGGAGCUGACGCAGAGCGAGCUGGUGCUGCACCUGCAUCGGCGGGAGGCUGUCCGCUGGCCCUACCUCUGCUUGCGGCGCUAUGGCUAUGACUCCAAUCUCUUCUCCUUUGAGAGUGGCCGACGAUGUCAGACUGGCCAGGGGAUAUUUGCAUUCAAGUGCUCCCGGGCCGAGGAAAUCUUCAACCUCCUUCAGGAUCUGAUGCAGUGCAACAGCAUCAGUGUGAUGGAAGAGCCAGCCAUCAUCACCCACAACAGCCACCCCACUGAGCUUGACCUCCCUCGGGCCCCGCAGCCGCCCAACGCUCUAGGCUACACUGUCUCCAGCUUCUCCAAUGGCUUCCCUGGCUGCCCUGGAGAGGGCCUACAAUUCUCAGCUCCCCGGCGGCCCUCGACAAGCAGCCUGCGACAUUCUUCACUUGGGGAAGAGUCCACCCAUGCCCUCAUUGCCCCUGAUGAGCAGUCCCACACCUAUGUCAACACACCAGCCAGUGAGGAUGACCACCACAGGAGCCGGCACUGCCUGCAGCCCCUGCCCGAGGGUCAGGUGCCCAUACCCCAACAGGCCAGGGACCCCGACCAACGGGACCCGCAGGUGUUCUUGCAGCCAGGCCAGGUGAAGUUCGUGUUGGGCCCAACCCCCGCUCGGCGGCACAUGAUGAAGUGCCAGGGCCUCUGCCCCAGCCUGCACGACACCCCCCACCACAACAAUAACAACGAGGGCCUUUCUGAGUGUCCAGCCCAACCCAAGUGCACCUACGAGAAUGUCGGCAGGGGGCUGCGGCGAGGGGCUGGCUGGAGACUGAGCCCAGAGGAGCCGAGCUGGAAUGGCCCUGCCCACCGCCGGGCCGCUCUGCUGCAUUAUGAGAACCUGCCCCCACUUCCGCCUGUGUGGGAGAGCCAAGCCCAGCAGCUGGCGGGGGAGGUCGGGGAUGAUGGGGACUCAAAGGAUGGGCUCACACCCUCCUCCAAUGGCUUCCCCGAUGGUGAGGAGGACGAGACCCCACUGCAGAAGCCCACCAGCACCCGGGCCACUGUCCGCAACCACCCCAGCUUCCCUGUGCCACUCACCCGGCGCCGCGGCUCCCCAAGGGUCUUCAACUUUGAUUUCCGCCGGCCAGGCCCUGAGCCCCCAAGGCAGCUCAAUUACAUCCAGGUGGAGCUAAAGGGUUGGGGUGGAGACCAUGCCAAGGGGCCCCAGAACCCCUCGGUCUCCCAAGCCCCUGUGCCCACUACCCACCUUGCCCGCAGCUCAGACUCCUACGCUGUGAUUGACCUCAAAAAGACCGUGGCCAUGUCCAACCUGCAGAGGGCUCUGCCCCGAGAUGAUGGCACUGCCAGGAAAACCCGGCACAACAGCACCGACCUGCCUCUGUAGGGACAUCCUGGUCCUCCCCACCCUCUGCCCCACCACAGUCCAGCCUCUGCCUCACACUCCUGUCCUCUGAACCCACCCACCCUAUGGUUCAGGGUUGCUUUGCAGAAGGUAUUGAGGUGGGACCAGAUGCUUCCCUAUGCUGGCUGGAGUCCCCAAAGAUGUCAGCCACCGAGUUUCCUGGUCUCCAAGCUGUGGAGAAGAGAGUGACCAGGCGGGGAGGGAGCCACAACAUAAACUGUGAAGGGUUCCAGUGACUGCAUUUAGCGUCCUCCUGUUAUGUCCAUCUGUCUUGUCUGUCAGCUGUGUGUUUUGUUUUUUUUGUUGUUGUUGGAAUUUUAAAACAUUUUGUACCUGUUGA
Messenger RNA from Galeopterus variegatus (Sunda flying lemur), 2377 nucleotides. It is a transcript of the gene FRS3, whose product is annotated as fibroblast growth factor receptor substrate 3. NCBI's taxonomy places the organism in Eukaryota, Metazoa, Chordata, Mammalia, Dermoptera, Cynocephalidae. Bases 643 to 2019 code for a protein of 458 amino acids. Gene Ontology annotation, biological process: cell surface receptor protein tyrosine kinase signaling pathway. The record is from RefSeq and is a predicted model, not a curated record. Gene Ontology annotation, cellular component: cytoplasm. The transcript has 5 exons.